AGAUUCUGUUAUUUAAAGUUUAUGUGAUUGGUUUUCAUCAAAGUUAUGAAAAAAAAUCAAUUUGGAAACAGGAAAUGACAUCACUUUCGCUGGACACAAGCCCUCGGGAUAUUGUGGGAAUCCGUCACACACAUGUUGCCGAGCUGGACAUCCUGAGGUUACAGUCAACUCUUUGAAGAAUAAACGAAGAGGCCAGGAGAAGCCUGCUGCUAACGUGAAAAAGCCCAGGAAGGCAGAAGUUAAUUUCUGUCCAAGCAUGCCCAGUGGUGAAAAAAGAGAGAGUAUGGAGGCAAAAAGAGUGGCUUUACUGACAGAAGUAAAAAAGAAGAAAAAAGAUGAGGCUGAGAUCAAGAAAAUGAUGCAGCAUACUUUUUCAAGGAGGCAGGAGGUUCUUCAGGAGCCAGCAAUUGCAGAGUUUGUAGACAGAUGGCCGGCACUUUUUGACAUCUGUGAGAUCAACUUUGAAUUUAUGCGACUGACAACUGUACCUCUGACCUCCAAAUUCCUUGGAGAACUGGACUGUCACUCUGGCAAACUGAUAGAGAUUUUUAAUGCCAAAGGUGGUGCUGCAGGAAGAAAGAUCAGCGCCAUAAUGGCCCAGAUGAAUAAUAAUGAAGAUGUCAAUGUGAGGCGAGAUUGUGUGAUGAGCUGUCUGAGCAUCUAUCUCAAUGAAGACCUGGACACACUUGUUAAAGAAUAUGUGGUAAAUGGUGGUAGAGCUGUCACUCUGAGGGAAUUAAAUCCGCUUGGUCCAGAGGAACCUGAAGAUGAAGUUGUCCGGGUUCUGGCACCCACAUGCCCCUUUUCCGCCAGAAACAACAAUCCUCGCCUAAACAACAAGGAUGCAUGUUCUGGACUGUCUGCUUACGAACUCAAGCGCCUUGAGAACAUCGCGCAAAAGGAAGCCUUUUUGUCGUCUCUGAAGAUAUGGCAAGUAGUGGAGGAUCUGAGGCAGUCAGUGAAGCCAAAGCCCAAUGCCAAAAGGUUAACGGCUUCAUUGGAAGAAAAAUCUCUGCAGUCUCCCCGGAAAUCCCUCCGUUCUAAAACAGAAAACCUCACCCCAAGUGAAGGGUUGACCCAUAAUCAAGACAUUGAAUCCAGAGAGGCAGAGGAAGACAUGGCAGGAAAGACCAUGGGCAUCUACAAAGUACAAUCAGAGGAUCAUGGUCAAGGUGAUGGACGCUUCACUGAUGUCCGUGUUGUGCUGGAAGGUGUGGAGGUUCUCCACAACCUGCAGAGUGUCACUCAUGCAUGCGUUAUGUUAUAUGGCCUGAUCUACGCGCUCAAUUUGAACUACCCUAAAAGCCUGAAGUGUACAUUUGAGGUGUACCAAAAAAUCCUGAUGGACCUGGACUCAACCAAGCUUUCCCCGAAAGUACAGACACUGGACUGAAAAUGGACUGGACUGAAAAUGGAUCUCGGAGUACAGUUUUAUUUUUUAUUUAUUUAUUUUUUAGGGUGUCCAAGCAGUCAUGUAAUGUUCGAGUGUGGCUGUGUAAGUGGGUUCAUAUGGAUGGUUUCCUAAAUGUUGGCUGAUGUUAACUUGGCUCAAUCCAGAGUUUUGUA
Danio aesculapii is the source of this 1566-nucleotide messenger RNA. RefSeq lists its product as uncharacterized. Bases 257 to 1393 code for a protein of 378 amino acids. The transcript has 9 exons. The record is from RefSeq and is a predicted model, not a curated record. NCBI's taxonomy places the organism in Eukaryota, Metazoa, Chordata, Actinopteri, Cypriniformes, Danionidae.